Molecule: messenger RNA, 1489 nt
Organism: Elaeis guineensis (African oil palm)
Lineage: Eukaryota; Viridiplantae; Streptophyta; Magnoliopsida; Arecales; Arecaceae
Molecular function (GO): RNA binding
Source: RefSeq, a predicted model, not a curated record
ACCGGUUAAUAAAGCCCCGAAACUUCGACUCGUCAUCGCCUCCGGCGGCGCCGCCCUCCGCCGCGCGGCCAGCUCUCUCAUCUGUCACCGUCGCGGCCGAGGCGAAGUCGGGCCUGAGCUGGCGGUGCUCUCUCCAUCCAUGGCCCCUCUUUCUCGUCUUGCCUCAAGUAAGAAGAUUAGGUCGAUCUGUGGAGCAGUCUCUUCUUAUCGGUGUUUAGAAUCCUCUCGUUGCUGUCCCCCAAGGACUUCUUGGACGGGAUUCAGUGAUGGAUAUUGCUCGAUGCCAGUGUUAUUUAUACAAAGAUUCACAAUGGUUUCUCAUUUUUCUAUGUGUUCGUGUCCACAUCAGAGAGAAUACAAGACCAUCUCAUUUUCAAUGCCCACUGCCAUGUCUUCUUUGACAGUUCAAAGAUCAGUUACAUAUAAAUUAUUUGGCCUUCAAAGGUGGCAACCUGUUAGAUUUAGAAGCAAUGCGUUAGUGACGCUGGAUACAGAUGAUAAUGUAGCUAGAUUUUCGCUUAAAGAACCAAGUGCCAGACCACGAGCUCAGACAAAGGGAAUGAAAAAGCCUAAGCGUCAGAAAAUGUCCAGGAAAGCAAAACUAAAUGAGCUCAAGUGGUACCGCUUGAAGGCAAAAAAGAAGUUGAAAUCUCCAAAUCCUGAAGUUAGGAUUAGAUACAAACUUGAAAAGGCUAAAAGGAAAGAAGAAUGGCUGAUUGAGAAACUGAGGAAAUAUGAGAUUCCGAAAGUUCCAGGACCUGAAUAUGAUCCCGAAAUCCUUACCGAAGAAGAGCGGUUCUACCUCAAACGUACUGGUGAAAAGAAGAAAAAUUAUGUCCCUGUUGGGAGACGAGGAGUAUUUGGUGGCGUGGUUCUCAACAUGCAUCUCCACUGGAAGAAACAUGAAACCGUGAAAGUAGUCUGCAAGCCUUGCAGACCUGGCCAGGUUCAUGAAUAUGCUGAGGAGCUGGCAAGACUCAGCAAAGGCACUGUGAUUGAUAUAAAACCUAAUAACAUUGUAAUAUUUUAUCGUGGAAAGAACUACGUGCAACCAGAAGUUAUGUCACCUCCUGACACGCUUUCUAAGCAGAAGGCCCUGGAGAAAUAUAGAUUUGAGCAAUCUCUUGAACACACCAGCCAGUAUAUUGAGAAGCUGGAAAAAGAGCUAGAAGAGUAUCAAAAGCAUGUUGCCUUGUAUAAAAAGCGUGAAGAAACUACUGCCGGAAACUCCAUGAACAAUCACUUGAGAGAAGGUUCCCACCCAUUCGAGUGAGCUGAAGACACUGCACUUAUGGUAGGAUUGCUGAUCACCACUACCACCAAAAGAGAGAGUAAAGAUCCUGGUCUGUCCAAGCGGAUAUAAAUUUCCUCAUUUGAUAUGAACUGCCAGCUUGAUAAGUUGUUGCAGUUUUCUAGGAGACUUAAAAAAUUAAUUCAAACUCCAACAAUGUUGUAGAUAAUGUUAAAUAAAUAUGAUAUUGUUAUUUUG